ACCUCCUCGCCUUCCACACGCAGACUCGAACCUACGAUCAAUAAUCAGCCAGUGAUCAACCCCAUCACCGAAGCCGUCUGCAACUUCUUCUACACCACAAUCCACGCCGCUCCACCCCACCUCCAACCCCCACCCGGCGCAACCAUCGAAAUCGAAGCCAAACUGGGACGAUUGAUCGAUAUAGACACCAAGCAACGAGUCUAUCUCCCCGUAUUGUCCGACGUCGUCAUCGACGAAUUCGGCCGAAACGAGAAAAAAUGGUUCCGCUUCGAAGCAGACAUGACCCAAAGACAACACCGCGACUACAACGAAUUCCUCAACAAACAAGUCCAAGAAAGCCACCUAUCCCGCGCCCACCGCGCCCAAAUCGAGUACAAACACCUCCGCCAAAUCGACAAAUUCUACCCUGCUACCUCGGGCCCAAACCGUACCCGCGUAAGUGUCGACAAAAAGACGGGGGAGGUGUUGGAAGUGAUCGCGAAAGAAAAGAUUGCGGAUUUACACGUUUACUCACCAACCUCAAUCUUCGAUUGGCGCCUCACGAUCAACUACGAACACCGCGCGUCCCCACCACCCCCCCACCUCUCCCCCACAACCCAACGCGACAAAGACCGCAUGCAGUACACCCACCAACACAUUCAAGUCGACCUAACCCAAGUCGAUCGCAAAACACACGAACUCGAGGUGGAGUUAUCCGAUAUCCCCAAGCUGCGGGAUUUGAUGAGGAGGGUUAGUCAGGGGAAGGGACCGGAGGGGGGGGAUGGGGUUACGUUUGAUGGGUUCGUGCAGGUUUUUGUUGAUAAUGUUAGGAUGUUGGCGAGGCAG
Molecule: messenger RNA, 825 nt
Organism: Saitoella complicata NRRL Y-17804
Lineage: Eukaryota; Fungi; Ascomycota; Saitoellomycetes; Saitoellales; Saitoellaceae
Product: mRNA triphosphatase CET1
Exons: 1
Biological process (GO): polynucleotide 5' dephosphorylation; 7-methylguanosine mRNA capping
Cellular component (GO): mRNA capping enzyme complex
Molecular function (GO): polynucleotide 5'-phosphatase activity
Source: RefSeq, a predicted model, not a curated record